UGAGCGGGCACCUCCCCUCUGGACUGCUCAGACGAUUCAGCCCUCGGGCUCCUAGUUGUCCUCCCGCCCUGCAGAUCUGAGCAGAGAAUCGAAACUGAGCUGGGCUCCAUGCAGCAAGAGCCUGCAGCCACCAGAUCUCCAGGCCUCCAGGAGUCCCCUGUCCCGCCCAGCUCACCCACCAUGCCGCCCCCGGAGGCCCCCUCUGAAGGCCAACCGCCCAGCCCCAGCCACAGCCCGGCAGAGGAAGCCAUGGAAGAGGAGUUCCAGUUCCUGAACUGCCAGGGCUGCCAGACCCAAGCCAAGUGCCCCAAGCUGCUGCCCUGCUUGCACACACUGUGCUCGGCAUGCCUAGAGGCACCGGGUUUGCACUGUCCCAUCUGCCAGGCGCCCCAGCCGGUCGGGUCUGUUCAGGCCCUGGACAACGUGUUUUUCGAGAGCCUGCAGCGGCGCCUGACGCUGUACCGACAGAUCAUGGACGCGCAGGCAGCCUGCACCCGCUGCAAGGAGCUGGCCGACUUCUGGUGCUUCGAGUGCGAACAGCUGCUGUGCGCCAAAUGCUUCGAGGCGCACCAGUGGUUCCUCAAGCACGAGGCGCGGCCGCUGGCUGAGCUGCGCCAGCAUUCAGCGCACGAGUUCCUGGACGGCACGCGCAAGUCCAACAACAUCUUCUGCUCCAACCCCAACCACCGCGUCCCCACACAGACAAGCCUCUACUGCCGAGGUUGCUCCAAGCCUUUAUGCUGCUCCUGUGCGAUCCUGGACCGCGACCACGGCGACCUCAGGUGUGACAUCAGCAUGGAGAUCCAGCAGUGGCAGUCUGAGCUGGAUGUGAUGGCACGCGCGCUGCAGGAGCAGGAUGGCUCCUUCGGGGCGGUGCGAGCGCAGGUGAGCUCCGCCAUCCGUCAGCUGGGCCAUGCGCGUGCUGACACGGAGGAGCAGAUCCGCGCGCAGGUGCGCCAAGUGGUGGCGCACGUGCAGGCGCGGGAGCGCGAGCUGCUGGAGGCUGUGCAAGCGCGGUACCAGCGUGACUACGAGGGCAUGGCCAGACGCCUGGGUCGCCUAGACGCUGUGCUGCAGCGUAUCCGCGUGGGGGGCACGCUGGUGCAGAGGAUGAAGCGCUACGCCUCCGACCAGGAGAUGCUGGACAUGCACGGCUUCCUGCGCGAGGCGCUGUGCCGCCUGCGCCAGGAGGAGCCCCAGCACCUGCAGGCCCCAGUGCGCGCUGACAGCUUCGAUGAGAUCAAGGUGCGCCUACAGGACCUCAUCUCUUGCAUCCCCCAGGGGACAGAUGCCACUUUGUCCAGGAGGGUCAUCUCAGAAGCCUCCAGCACCCCCAGUGACUCCUCUGUUGGUGACCAGCCCAACGAGGCAGAGAAGUCACAGGCCAAUGCCCUGGGGUUAUCUGAAGCCCAGCCAGCGGCCGUGGUGCAGUUGGUCCCCAGAGCACCUCCCAUGCCCAUCUAUGCCUUCUCCAUCAGAAGCCCCUCAUCUGGAGAGGUCUCCAACGAAGCCUCCUCCCAGAAGAGAAAGUCCUGCCAGACCCAGAGCUCCAGGAAGAUCAUCAAGUUGGAGUCAGAGGAGGACAAGGAGCUGCCCUUGGCUCCCAGCCCCGGCGAGCAGCCCAGGCCCAGCACCUCCAGGGCAGUUUCGCCUCCGCACCUGGACAGGCCUCCCCAGCCUGAGAGCCCCACCGUGGGAAAAGAGGUCUUGCAGUCCAACAGCAGCCAAGUGACUGGCGUUGCAGCAGAGGCAGAUGAGCCCAUCGUGGUGAUCAGCAGUUCAGAAGACUCUGAUGCUGAGAACUUGUCCUUCCAGGAGCUGGAUGACAGCAGCAGUGAGUCCAGUGACCUCCAGCUGGAGGGGCCCAGCUCCCUCCCUGUCCUGAACCAGAGCCUCACCGACCCUCAGGCAGAAGACAGGCCCCUGGUGUUCUUUAACCUCAAGAUCGACAAUGAAACUCAGAAGAUUAGCCAGCUGGCAGCCGUGAACCGGGAAAGCAAGUUCCGUGUGCUCAUCCAGCCAGAGGCCUUCAACAGCAUCUACACCAAGGCCGUCUCCCUAGAGGCAGGGCUGCGGCACUUUCUCAGCUUCCUAAGGUCCAUGCACUGUCCCAUCUUGGUUUGCUAUAACCUGUGGGGGCCUGGCAUCCCUAACUUCUUUAGGGCCCUGGAGGACAUCAAUAGGCUCUGGGAGUUCCAGGAGACCAUCUCAGGCUUCCUGGCUGUGCUACCCCUCAUCCGGGAGCAGGUGCCCGGGGCUAGGAGCUUCAAACUCAAGAACCUGGCCAAGACCUACCUAGCGAGGAACAUGAGCAAGCGCAGCGCCCUGGCCACCGUGCUGGCCAUGCGCGACCUGUACCGCCUGCUUGAGGUCUCGCCCGGCCCCCAGCUGGCCCAGCAUGUCUAUUCCUUCAGCAGCCUUCAGUGCUUCUCUUCUCUGCAGCCCCUGGUGCAGGCAGCUGUUUUGUCCCGGGCAGAGGCCCGGCUCCUGGCCCUGCACAGCGUGAGCUUCCAGGAGCUGCUCACUGCGCACCGAUGUGACCCCCAGCGUGGCCUGAAGAAGUACGGCCACUACCUCAGCCCACAGAGCACCUCACCCCCUGCACAGCCCUCACACCACCUGCAAGCCCUGAGGACCUACCUGGACGGCCUGCUGAAGGAGCCGGCCUAGGCCUGGGUGGAAGGCGUCUCUCCCAGUCUCUCUGGCCCCAAGCUGAGGGAUCCCUGAGCCAGGCCCUGCCUACCCAGCGUUCCCAGGGCCUGUCUCCCAGCACUCUGUAAUCCUUUGGCCCAAAAUCACUUCCCUUUCUCUGGGACCAAAUUCCCCUUUGCUGAAAACUCUGCAGAGGCAGUCAGGCACCCACCCCCAGGGGCACCCAAGUGCCCCAUUGAGGAACCUGAACCAGGGAGGCCCUGAGUGAAGACAGGGUGACCUCAGGUCUCUGAGGCCCUGUAGUUCCUCCCUAGAGCCCACGUUAGGGUACCCCUGGGUACUCAAAGUGCCUUUCACACCAAACUGCCCCCCUACAAGUGUGGGUUCUGCCAGCCCCUGCCUCUUUUUCCACUCUGUUUUUGUCCUUUAUGGAGCAUAUUCACCCAAAAGGGGCCUUGGGGUGCAGAAAGCAUCAGAAACUGUGCACCAUCCCUGUCCCUGCCUGCACUGAAAUGCCUUUUCCGUCCCAUGGCUUCACUCUGCGGUCCUCGGCGUACAGACCCCUCACAGCACCACCCCUGCCCGCAGCCUCCCACGCAAUGUCCCCACAGAUGGCCUGCAGCAUUGGCACCCUCAGAUCCACGAGCUCUGCCUCAGGCCCCUAGGGCAGGGCCUCUGCUGGCAGGCCAGGAGUCUGAGCUUCUCCAGGCAACUUGAUGCCCACUUAGGUCUGAGAGCCUAGGAGAAGCAGCGUGGAGCAGCAAAGAAAGAUUUCGCCCUGUUCCUUCCCGUUCCGGAGCACCAGUGUCCCCUCAUCUGUGAAAGGGGCCGAUUGGCCUGUGGCUGCAGAGCUCCCCCACCCAGCUCUGCCAUGCCAGGCUUUUAGACAUGGGCAGCAGGCCUCUGAGUCACUAGAUGAAAAAUGUUCUCAUCCAAAGCCAGGUAAGGAGGCACAUGCCUGUAAUCCCAGCUCUCAGAAGGCUGAGGCAAGAAGAUCGCCAUGACUUCAAGGCCAAUCUGGGCUGCAUAGUGAGGUCAAGGGAACUACAUAGGAAGAUCUUGUCUCCAAAAUAAAAAGAAGUUCUCAUCCUGAAUUUAGCUCCUAUUCCAAACCUGUAGGCCUCAGCCUGUGGUCACUCCGGAGGUCAGCAGCAGAACCGGGGUGCUCAAGGCUGUCCCUUCCCCAACUUCUUUCUCUUCCCAUUCCUCCCCAUGCUGCCAGAGAGCCCAGGUGCCCACCUUGAUGGUGGGUGGCCUUCACUUUCACAGGUAAAGGUUGAGUAUCCACAGCCCACCCUGUCCAGUGGGCGCCCCCAGAUCCAUAUACACACCCUACAGGAUUUGCCCCCCAGCUUGACUCUGCUUUGGGCCCACAGCAAACUCCAGCGUGUUGAAAAGAAAUGCCUGUUACAGCUCUGGCUCUGAGCAGGCAGUGGAGGGAGGGGAGAGAGAACGGGAAGCCAGGACCCACCGUGGCCGGGCCUGCCUCCUUGGCAGCUGGCAGAGCAGCACAGGGCCCCUCCUCAUCUCUUGCCCUCGGCCUUGACUACUUCCUCGCUGGCUAUUUUGAGACACUGUUGGUCACAGAUUUUAUAAUAAAGGGGCACUCUGGUGUUGUCCACACUGUCACAGCCUUUAAUAAAGAUGCCUCCAGAAUUUCAA
Molecule: messenger RNA, 4314 nt
Organism: Chinchilla lanigera (long-tailed chinchilla)
Lineage: Eukaryota; Metazoa; Chordata; Mammalia; Rodentia; Chinchillidae
Gene: Pml
Product: promyelocytic leukemia
Exons: 9
Coding region: 109-2670 (853 amino acids)
Biological process (GO): positive regulation of DNA-templated transcription; intrinsic apoptotic signaling pathway in response to DNA damage; PML body organization
Cellular component (GO): chromatin; PML body; nucleoplasm
Molecular function (GO): ubiquitin-protein transferase activity; zinc ion binding
Source: RefSeq, a predicted model, not a curated record